Messenger RNA from Anneissia japonica, 1302 nucleotides. Its product is annotated as GDNF family receptor alpha-like. Bases 1 to 1302 code for a protein of 433 amino acids. Gene Ontology annotation, biological process: nervous system development. Gene Ontology annotation, cellular component: external side of plasma membrane; signaling receptor complex. The record is from RefSeq and is a predicted model, not a curated record. Lineage: Eukaryota; Metazoa; Echinodermata; Crinoidea; Comatulida; Comatulidae. The transcript is spliced from 9 exons. Gene Ontology annotation, molecular function: signaling receptor activity.
AUGUAUUUCCAAAUCAUUGCAGUUGAUUACUCUGAUUCUGUGGAAAAUCCAGAAAAUUCACCAGACAGUGUAGUCAUAGAAGCUGACAUAGCUCCAACACCAAUGACUAAGUCAGUUAACGAGCCAUAUUCAUUUUCAUCUGGCUUGUCGUAUGAUUCCGACAUUAGCUCGGGGUCAAGUUAUAAAAGCUCAGAUUACAGCUUAUCAGACUGCUGGACUGAAGUGAAUCGAUGUCGGAGGAGGGACAGUGGUGGCGCAUGUAGCAAAUCGUUCUCAACUUUUGAAAUUGCUUGUUCGUGUGAUGAAGACGAGCCAUUUGCAUGCGCAUCGGAUGCUCCAAAAUGCCAGGAGGCAAGAAAUCUGUUAGAAGCAUUUAGCUUGGUUAAUUGCGACUGCCCAGAAGACAUGCGUCACCGAAAAAGAUGUUUAUUUGUCUACGAUAAACUUUUCAACAACCCGUGCGUUGAUGGAUGCAAGGACUAUUUUGUGGAACCAGAUUCGGCAUUGAAUGGAAGGAUUCUCCCGUACCAGGAUGCUAUAUCCAAGUGUACCGAAGCGGAGGAGGGUGGAUGUAUCGAUUAUUUGGUAGAACUUUCUGCUGCCUGUUACAGCAACUGUUCCCAGACUAAAUGUCAGCAGGCAACUGGAGAUUUUGUUAAACACGUUGAUCCACUGAUAUCCCAAUCAAUCCUAUUCACUGAUUGCAAUGGUUCUAAUAGUGGGCCAGAUUGUGUGGAUACAAUUUCCAAAGUCCAUCAGAAGUGUGCAAUAACAGUGACACCGACACCUAAUUGUUUGGAGCUUCCAAUCCGAUGUCAAGGCAUACUUGGUUGUCGGAAAAAGUUUCAGAAUUUUGAGAAUCAGUGUGAUCCAAAUAGAUGUAGUCAAGAUGUGUAUAAGUCGUGCCGUGCCUCAUAUACUGCUCUAUUAUCAACACCUAUUGCUAUCAACUGUACGUGCAAUCCAGAUGACGUACAUUUCUCACAAUGCCGGGUGUUUCAGCGACGCGUUUUGGAGAAUAGUUGUGUUGAUAGAUCGAUACUCUCCUUUCAAGACCCAUCAUUUGAAAAAAAGAAAGAACAUAGCAAAUGCACUGUGAAGCUUGAUGGAGACACCAGUCUACUGCACAUCAAAAUGGACACUGUUAUCCGGGUAAGAUGCCAUAUGACGUCAUUCAAUAUUAGAAUUAUAUUUUAUCUAUUAUAUAGAAGAAAACUAAUUGUUGAUAUAUAUGAAUUCCUUAACUAUAAAGGAGGUGACUACGCAAUUCUAUGGGAACUCUUAUACAAAUACUGUACAUAG